AUGGAGCUAUUCCCAGCACAACCAGAUUUAUCUCUUCAAAUUAGCCCACCAAACAGCAAACCCACAUCAACAUGGAGGAGAACCGAAGAAGAGAUGGGUUUGGGGUUUUGGAAGAGAGCUUUGGACUCAAGAAACUCCAUGUCUUCAAUGGCAAAACCUGAUACUUUUUUCGAGCUCUCGCUAUCUAAUCCAAGGGUUUCCGAGCCUAACUCCAACCAUUUCCACAAUAUCCUCCAAAAUACUAACAAUUGUAAUGGUACCAAUCUUUUCCAUUCCUUUCAACAAAACCAGUUCACACACCACCAUCACCAACAAAACCGCCUCCAUAAUCAUCAUCCACUGCUCUUUCAACAGCAACAACAACAACAAGGGCUAACGCAAGAGCUUGGUUUCUUGAGACCCAUUAGAGGGAUUCCUGUCUACCAAAACCCUCCUUCUCCUUUUCCUUUCUCUCAGCAAACUUUAGAUAAUACCUGCUCUCAAGCUUCUUCUUUGGCUACUAAUAACACUAGUGCCACAAGUUUAAGUCCCUAUCAGUCUCAAGGGUUGAUGAGAUCAAGAUUCAUAUCUAGGUUUCCAGCUAAAAGAAGCAUGAGAGCACCACGGAUGCGUUGGACCACCACUCUUCAUGCUCGCUUUGUUCAUGCUGUAGAGCUAUUGGGUGGCCAUGAAAGGGCUACACCCAAGUCAGUUCUUGAGCUUAUGGAUGUGAAAGAUCUCACCUUGGCACAUGUUAAAUCACAUUUACAGCUUUUUGCUUGGAAGAAUGAACCAGAGAGAGAGAAAGAGAGAGAGUAUUAUCGAUUUCAGGAAUCAAGUAAGACAAAGCCCAAGGAAUUCAAAAUGAGCCAUAGCCAAGCCGAGACAACACAAUCGGAUGUGUUUGAUAAUGGAUCCUCUGGAGAUACUUCAGAAGAUUUGAUGUUUGACAUUCAAAAUCCUACAAGGUCAGAAAUGUCAAUGCAACAGGGAAGACCAAGUGCACACCAGGACAAGGACUAUCACGCUCUUUGGAGCAAUUCUUCAAGAUCUUACUUAAGGCAACCCAUUGAAAAAUGGUCUUUGGUUAUUCGACAUUCUACAAGUAAGGAAGCCCCAAUUAUGAUUUCUAAAACAAAGUUUGGAAUACUUCCAUGUAGUAAGGACAAAGCAGAUGCAAAUUGCAUCGAUAUCGUAACACUUGUGUGUAAUGGGCUAUCACAUGGGGAAGCUUUGUUGCAUGGGAAAUUAAUAAAGGAUUCUGGCGGAAACUUACCCCCACUUGAGAAGGACAUGGAUCCAAAGUGCUUGAGCUAUGAAAGAACGUCAGAUGUAAGCUCAUCGACCCUUUCAGGGACAAGCCCCAAGAAGCCUAAUUUGGAGUUCACUUUGGGCAGGCCACAUUGA
This is a messenger RNA of Dovyalis caffra, 1386 nucleotides long. The record is from the annotation of a GenBank genome assembly. NCBI's taxonomy places the organism in Eukaryota, Viridiplantae, Streptophyta, Magnoliopsida, Malpighiales, Salicaceae.